UAAGACCUAGUACCCAAAUGGGGAGAGAAGGAAGGUGAAAUAAAAGCAGUCCACUCCAAUCAUUCUCCCCAAACUGAAUGACGCUCUCAACCUCCAUUAUCCGUAUGAUUCUUCGAUAAAACGCAGCAGCAAAAUCAGAUAAUCUCCGAUCACAAGAAAUCAUGAGUGAGAGCAAACGCCACAAGCAACUUGAAAUUCAACAUACAGAUGAUAUGAUUGAUUAUAUCAGCAAUCUACCGGAUUGUAUACUUCAUCACAUACUAUCGUUUUUGCCCACAAAAGAAGUUGUGAAGACCUCCGUAUCAUCCAAAAGAUGGAAGAAUAUAUGGGCUUCGGUUCCAAAUCUUGAUUUUGAUGAUACUUUGUUGUAUGCAAGUGAGGUGGAUUGUCAACAUUCAUCCGAGUCGACUUCGUUCAUGAACUUUGUAGAAAGAAUCCUCAGGUUACGAGAUGCUUCCGCUAUUGAAAAGUUUCGUUUAUCAUGUCGUGUUUGGUCUAAUGCGCCGCAAAUAAGUUCAUGGAUUUCUAGUGCUAUUAUGCACAAUGUCCGGGAGCUUGAUCUUUGUAUCUUUGCAGAGGACUCAUCCGUAAUUCCUCAAUCUGUGUUCGAUUGCAAAUCGUUGGUUAUCUUGAAAAUCGAAAUGGAUUGUGUAAUCGAAAUCCCGCCACGUAUUUCUUUUCCAUUCCUAAAAACUUUACAUCUGUCUCUAGUUACUUUCCUGGAUGAUGAUUCUACAGAAAAGCUUCUUACAAGCUGUGUGGCUCUGGAAGAAUUGGUUUUGUUGGAUUGUGAUUGUGGGAUCUUGAAGAAUUUUACGAUUUCUAGUUUGACCUUAAAAAGGUUGACCAUAGAUGACCUACCAGUUUAUGAACCUAAUGACUGUAAGAUCAAGAUUGAUGCGAAAAACCUUACGUGUUUGAAGUACAUUGGAUAUUUAUCAAAUGAGAUUUUCUUGAGUAAUGUUCCGUCGCUGGUCAAAGCAUGCAUCCACAUUCCUAUUUUACAUGGGAGACAAAAAGAAGUUGCAUGUCGUGCCGUUGAUCUACUUAAAGGGCUACGAAAUGUUGUGUUUUUGAAGGUAUCUAAUCGCACUAUGGAGGGUCUUAUGUAUGCAGGUAGCAUGUUGGACCGUUUUCCCGUAUUUCCAAAUUUGACCCAUCUAGUCUUGACUAUGGAAAUUGGGAAUUACACUUUCAGAGCACUCAUGGAUUUGCUCAACUUCUGUCCAACUCUACAAUCUAUUAAUCUCUCUGAGGGAUUUGAUCGUUGCAUGCGGCUUGGUGAAAAUGAUUUGAUCUGGUUACUGGUACCAAUAUGCAUAUCGCAUCAUCUCAAGGCUUUGACUUUCAAGAACUUUCAUGCGGAUGAUUCAGAAAUAUGUUUCCUUAAAUGUGUUCUGAAGUAUGCGCGUGUUUUGGAGAAGAUGGAUGUCUGGUGGUGUAAAACCGAGCCACGAGAUCUAAAGAAGCGAAGAGAUGUGAGGAAGGAAUUAGAAAUUAUUGAAAAGAGUUCUGCAGCAUGUAUAAUCAACUUCUCAUGAAAUGUUUAGAAUUUUAAUGUCGUUGUUUUUGUAUUUUCACAAUGCACCCUACAAGAAAGUGUUGGAUUUUGUUUGAUGUUUUCUACAAGAAAGAGCUCUACUUGAUAAUA
Molecule: messenger RNA, 1651 nt
Organism: Helianthus annuus (common sunflower)
Lineage: Eukaryota; Viridiplantae; Streptophyta; Magnoliopsida; Asterales; Asteraceae
Product: F-box/LRR-repeat protein At3g59190
Exons: 4
Coding region: 162-1541 (459 amino acids)
Molecular function (GO): protein binding
Source: RefSeq, a predicted model, not a curated record